Penicillium nucicola is the source of this 1731-nucleotide messenger RNA. RefSeq lists its product as uncharacterized. The transcript is spliced from 3 exons. NCBI's taxonomy places the organism in Eukaryota, Fungi, Ascomycota, Eurotiomycetes, Eurotiales, Aspergillaceae. Gene Ontology annotation, molecular function: cohesin loader activity; ATP binding; protein binding. Gene Ontology annotation, biological process: mitotic sister chromatid cohesion. The record is from RefSeq and is a predicted model, not a curated record. The coding region runs from base 1 to 1731 and encodes 576 amino acids. Gene Ontology annotation, cellular component: chromosome.
AUGUAUGUCAAGCAGAUCAUCAUUCAGGGCUUCAAGAGCUACAAGGACCAAACGGUCAUUGAGCCAUUUUCCCCCAAACACAAUGUUAUCGUCGGCCGCAAUGGUUCUGGCAAAAGUAACUUCUUCGCCGCUAUUCGAUUCGUUCUGAGUGAUGCCUACACUCACCUCGGCAGAGAGGAGCGCCAAGCUUUGUUGCACGAAGGUUCUGGCUCUGCUGUGAUGUCCGCUUACGUCGAGAUUAUCUUCGACAAUUCGGACGACCGAUUCCCCACUGGCAAACCCGAGGUCGUACUGCGCCGUACCAUCGGUAUCAAGAAGGAUGAAUACACACUCGACCGCAAGAAUGCCACCAAGAACGAUGUUAUGAACCUCCUCGAGUCGGCCGGUUUCUCUCGAUCUAACCCUUACUAUAUCGUUCCCCAAGGCCGAGUCACCGCAUUGACGAAUAUGAAGGACUCCGAGCGAUUAGUUCUGUUGAAGGAAGUGGCUGGCACACAAGUUUACGAGGCUCGCCGGUCGGAGUCGUUGAAGAUCAUGCACGAGACCAACAGUAAACGCACCAAGAUUGACGAACUUCUCGACUAUAUUAACGAGCGACUUGCCGAACUUGAAGAAGAAAAGGAUGAGCUCCGAAGUUAUCAAGAAAAAGACAAGGAGCGCCGUUGCUUGGAAUAUACCAUCUACUCGCUUGAGCAACAAGAAAUCGGCAAGGUUCUCAAUGAGAUUGAAGAACGACGACAGAACGGCGUGGAAGAUGCAGAUAACAACCGCGAUCAAUUCAUCGAUGGCGAGAAGGCCAUGGCUCGAAUUGACGCCGAGAUCGCGGAAUGCCGACAGCAGAUUGAGUUUUUGAAAGUUGAUAAGGCUCAACUGGAAGACGAACGCCGUGAGGCCUCCAAAACUCUGGCUCAAAAUGAACUGCAGGCCAAGUCUCUCUCUGACAACCAGGCUGCCGCUCAAGCUCUGAAGUCCCGUUAUGACGCCGAUCUUACUUCUGUUCAAAACGCCAUCAAUGAGCGCGAAGCUGAACACCGGGAAAUUCUUCCUCGCUUCAAUGCCUUGAAAGACCAAGAAGACACCGUGAAGUCACAGUUGACAGAUGCCGAAACCUCGCGCCAACGUCUGUACGCGAAGCAAGGCCGGAACUCACGCUUCAAAAACAAGUCCGAGCGCGACAAGUGGUUAAAUAUGGAAGUCAGAGAGAGUAACAACUCUGUCAAGACUGUCCAAAAUGUUGUGGCUCAGACCAAAGAAGACAUCCAAGAAUUGGAGGCUGAAAUUGCUCGCCUGGAACCAGAGACCGAACUUUUGCGCCAGCAGAUUGAUGGGCGAGGGGAUACAAUGCACAACGUUGACCAACAAGUUCAAGAUGCCAAGGAUGAGAGAGAUCGACUCAUGGAUCAGAGAAAGGAACUAUGGAGAGAAGAGGCAAAGCUUGACUCUGUGCUUUCCAACGCAUCUCAGGAAGUUGACCGUGCUGAGCGUAACCUCUCAUCCAUGAUGGAUAAUAACACCAGUCGUGGCACAGCUGCAGUGCGCCGAAUCAAGCGCCAGUAUGACCUCGAAGGUGUUUAUGGUACCCUUGCGGAGCUAUUCGAUGUCAGCGACAGAUACCGAACCGCCGUUGAAGUGACUGCAGGACAGAGUUUGUUCCACUACGUUGUCGACACCGAUGAAACUGCCACAAAAGUUCUCGAGAUUCUACAAAAGAGAAGAAGGCUGGUCGCGUGA